Molecule: messenger RNA, 640 nt
Organism: Rhagoletis pomonella (apple maggot)
Lineage: Eukaryota; Metazoa; Arthropoda; Insecta; Diptera; Tephritidae
Product: ejaculatory bulb-specific protein 3
Exons: 3
Coding region: 172-534 (120 amino acids)
Source: RefSeq, a predicted model, not a curated record
ACGUAACAAAAAACACAACUUUUCAUAGACAUUGUUUUGCGUGUACUUGCAUACUGCCAAUUUUUGGGCUAUAUAAAGUGGUCAAGUGCCGCCUUCAUGUAAUUAUAGUCCAGCUGUCCAGUUGUCCAGAGCAAAAUUCGUAGCCCUUGAGUGCGUGUUUUUAAAGCCAAUAUGAAAGCAAUUUUAAUGUUAUUGGUGAUUAUUGCUGUUCAGCACGCAUCAUGUCAAAAGCAGUACACAAACAAAUUUGAUAAUGUUGAUGUAGACGGAGUUUUGUCAAAUAAUCGUAUUCUAACCAACUAUAUUAAGUGCCUUAUGGAAAAAGGACCUUGCACUCCUGAGGGCCGUGAAUUAAAAAAAUUGUUACCAGAUGCAUUGCAGACGGAAUGUUCCAAGUGUACCGACAGCCAGAGGAAAAAUUCUCAAAAGGUCAUUAAUUUUCUUCGGGUUAACCGACCAGGGGAAUGGAAAUUGCUACUGGAUAAAUAUGACUCAAAAGGAGUUUACAGAGCUAAAUACGAAAAACAAGGCUAAAUUUUAUAUUCCAGUGUUUAUAUACAUAUAUUUUGUAUAUCCAAAACGAUUUAAAUUCAUAGUAACAGAAAAUAUAUAAUAAUUAUUUUAACUUUUUUCUAGCCAA